Fraxinus pennsylvanica is the source of this 1578-nucleotide messenger RNA. NCBI's taxonomy places the organism in Eukaryota, Viridiplantae, Streptophyta, Magnoliopsida, Lamiales, Oleaceae. The record is from the annotation of a GenBank genome assembly.
AUGGCUUUUUCCUCCCGUCGUGGAGGUGGUGGUUGGGUCCAUUCCCUCCUCCCCACCACAGCCACAAAAUCUACUUCCAAACAAACCCGCAGUAGCCUCAAGCCCCGCCGGCGUACCACUCAAUUGAUAAUCCGUGUUACAACAGUGAAAAGAGCCAUUACUACCGCCGACGACCAGCGUCGCGACGGUGCUCCGAUUGCAAACCCCUAUUUUUGGUCCAAAUCUACUCAGAGAAAGGUUAUGGACAACGAUGAUUGCGAUGUUGUUAUUACCCAUGAAGGUCAUAUGGAUAUCAGAAAUUCGAAUAAUUUGGACUUGAAUGUGGAACAUGAUGCCCGCAGCCCAAAGUUAUCAGAUGUUGAUGCAGCGAAACAUGAAUUACUCAAUCUUGGUACAGAGUUCGAAUCAGAUGAGCAAGCAUAUAGUUUUUACAUCAAGUAUGCUGAGUUGGUAGGUUUUAGCGUUCGGAAGGACUGGGUAAAUAGGAGUAAAGUACAUGGUCGGGUGAUGUCCAGAAAGUUCACCUGUUCCAGACAAGGUUAUCGGAAGAAAGACAAGCGGGAUGCUAAUGUGAAGAAGCAUAGGAAGGAAACAAGAACUGGUUGUUUGGCACAUAUGGUGGUAACUCGUCAACCUAAUGGUAAAUAUCGGGUUACACAUUUUGGUGCAGAUCACAAUCAUGAGGAUGUAAACCUAAGUAAAGCUCAGAAAUUGUUGGAAUUACCAUUACCUGGAAAAGUGGAGUCUAAUGAAGUUUCUGAAACUGACUCAAUGAAGAAUUCUGAGAUACAAUCAAAAUUAUCUUUUCAACUGUUGGACAACGAAAGGUUAAUCGCUACUCGUUACAAAGAUAUGUGCCAAAAUAUACUUAAAAUAUCGGCCAGAGCUGCUGUUUCCGACUCGGCAUUCGAAUUCGCUGCAAGACAACUCGAUGAAGUAAUGCAAGGUGUUGAAAGAAUAUUGACUUUUAAACCCUACACCGAAGCUAAAGAUAUAACUGCAAGUGGUGCAGGUGCUUAUGCUUCUGAAAAUGAAAUGGCCAACAUUGAUCUUGAUAAAAGUGAAUUUGAGGUUCAGGAUGUUGACAUCUUGACAGGGGCAGCUGAAACAGAAAGUAUCGUCCCGGAUAGAGAUCAAUUGAACCAUCGUGAUGAAGCAAUUCCCAGUAAAAGUGGGGGUCUAAGCAUGCAUCGAUCUCCACGAGAGACUGUUUUAUCAGUUGCAUGUGCGCCUUCAACAUACAUCUUGUCCCCAAGUCCGAACCCGACCUGUCCUCUUGCACAGGGUUUAUAUCCUGUCGAAGCAAAUCAUAUAGUACAUAACAUGUAUCAAACACCAAAUUUGACAAUCAACCAGGAACCUAAUCCUAACAUGUAUGAGCAGCAGAGCUUUUACUCUAGUCAGCAGCAUUCUGCCAACCAAGUUCAAUUUCUACAAGAAUCUUUGAUUCGUAACCAAUUCCAAGAGUCUAUGUCCAACGGCACCCAGUUGAGGCAGGUUAUGGAUCAUGACAACCAAAAUCCACAUCCACCUUCUGUCAUGCAUUACAAUCACAGAUACAGAGCUACCGGUGUUUAA